Mauremys reevesii (Reeves's turtle) is the source of this 1894-nucleotide messenger RNA. RefSeq names its product synaptogyrin 2 (gene SYNGR2). The record is from RefSeq and is a predicted model, not a curated record. Gene Ontology annotation, cellular component: synaptic vesicle membrane; neuromuscular junction. The transcript has 4 exons. NCBI's taxonomy places the organism in Eukaryota, Metazoa, Chordata, Testudines, Geoemydidae. Bases 46 to 723 code for a protein of 225 amino acids.
GGACGCGGAGGCUCAAGCCGGGCGGGGCCAGGCCGGGCGGGCAGCAUGGAGAGCGGCGGCGCCUACGGAGCGGCCAAGGCCGGAGGCACCUUCGACCUGUUGCGCUUCCUGCAGCGGCCGCAGGUCCUGGUGCGGCUGCUGAGCGCGGUGUUCUCCCUCAUCGUUUUCUCCUGCAUCAUCGGUGAGGGGUACUCCAACUCCCAUGACACCGCUCAGCUCCACUGCGUCUUCCACCGGAAUGAGGAUGCCUGCCGUUACGGCAUCGGCAUCGGUGUCCUCGGCUUCCUGGCCUGUCUUGCCUUCUUCACGAUCGAUAUCUACUUCCCCCAGAUCAGCAAUGCCACUGACCGUAAAUACUUGGUCAUGGCAGACUUGGGCUUUUCAGCACUCUGGACUUUCCUGUGGUUCAUUGGCUUUUGCUUCUUGACCAACCAGUGGGCUAUGACGCUGCCGAGCGAGGUGCAUGUAGGGGCUGACUCAGCCCGAGCUGCCAUUGCCUUCAGUUUCUUCUCCAUCUUCUCCUGGGGGUUCCUGAUCACCUUUGCUCUCCAGAGGUACAGAAUGGGACUGGAGGACUUUACUAACAGCUACACUGACCCCACCCCUGACCCUUCGACCCCCUACUCAAUUUACCCCAACGUCACUCACGACAACUACCAGCAGCCGCCCUUCGCCCAGACUGGAGAGACCUCGGAGGGCUACCAGCCCCCGCCGGCCUACUGAGCCCUGUGCCAGUGGCCAGCAGGGAUAACUGCACAAGUGCAAUUCUUCUGUGGGGUAGGGGCUGUAUCUUGACUGGGGGUGGGGGUAGGGGAUUGGUGGCUGCUUAGUGUGUGAGGGGCACCAGGGUUUUGGAGUUAGCAUGCCAAGGGAGAGGGAGGCAGCUCCCUGGUUCCUGGCAGAGCCCAGGGACUAAAUGCAGGGAGGAGGCUGCAUGCCCCCAGAGCUGCUUGCUGACUCGGCCUUCCUGAAAAUCAAGUACUUGCUGACUCGGGGGGGGGGGGGGUCACCCUGGCCCCUCCCCAGCUGUGAUAAUGGAGUGUGGGCAGUUAGAUUCUUUCCUUCACAACAGCAAGGAAUGACUAUUUCCUCUCUUGUGGCUGAGACAGCAUGGUGAGUUUUAAACACCCCCAAACCCUGCUCAUGGCUAUAUCAGUGUAACUUCAGCUCUACCCCUGGUGCCUUUACUAACCCUGCUGGCUCAGAUUCCCUGAAGUGCCACCUCACUUUUGUAUCAGGUAUCUUAAUCCCCAGCUGCCACUUUGCUCAGUAGGGCAGUGGGGUUCAGUUCCUGGGCCAGCAGUUGCUUGUGACUGCACCUGCAGUUCUGCUUCCGUGCUGGGUAAUGGGGCAUGGAAGGGGUUCCUGUGCUGCCUUCCAUUUCUGCUGCUGGGUGAGCUUGGUGCCAAAGUGCAGGACUAAACUUUUUGUAAACUAACUUGUAUAUGAAGCUUGAGAGUUCCCCUGCUAAGUUAGGGGCUGUGCCUUACCCCUCCCCCAGCAAGCUAAAGGGGAUUCUGUUGAGUAGGGGAGGGUCUGAUCUUUGGGUACCAUCUGCAAUGAGAUGGCCCAGAUCAGGAGGUUGGUCAGCUCUUUAACUGCUGCUGAAACAGCUUCCUAGAAUGACUUUGCUGUGGGGCCUGAGCAAGCAGAGCAGCCCUGUUCUAUUUACCCAGUACAACACCUUUCUGCUCACCCCAGGCUGCUCUGGCAGAAGCUACUCUGGUCAGAGCACAGCCUGGUGGUGUCUGCUCAAAACCAUCUGGCAGCUAGCUCUGCAGGGGAGGGCCAGGCUUCAGCCUGCUCCUGCCACUGAAUCAGCAGUGCAGGGAGUGGGGGGAUGGAGCUGUUCUUCCUUGUGUACACACCAGCAAAGCAAGACCGGGUGUGUAAA